Molecule: messenger RNA, 889 nt
Organism: Mytilus trossulus (common blue mussel)
Lineage: Eukaryota; Metazoa; Mollusca; Bivalvia; Mytilida; Mytilidae
Exons: 7
Coding region: 64-753 (229 amino acids)
Source: RefSeq, a predicted model, not a curated record
UAGCUUAUCUUCUGAUCGUACGGGGGACGACUGUUAUUUCUGUAAUUAUAGUUUAGCGCUGAAAUGAAGCUUAGUUUUAUAUGUCUUCUUUUUCUUGUACUUAUCAUCAAUGAUGGAGUUUCUCCGAAGAAACAUAAAGGAAAAGGGAAAGGGCGAGGAUCUGGUUCUGGAGGAAGAUCAGGAUCAAAAUCAGGAUCACGAUCAGAUUCGAAAACGGGAUCAGGAUCAUCUGAAUCGAUAGAGACAUUUAAUCCUAACCCCUGUGAUAGGGUGUACUGUUUUAAUGGCGGUACAUGUGUGGUAAACGAAUACGAUUGGUCAACACAAUGUAAAUGUAGACAAGGAUAUACAGGACGGUUAUGCUAUCGUAAAGCUCCAGUCUCAGUUUCUGUAACAAGGACUAGCUGUUCCUGUUUCGUUGGACAGGGAAACAGUUGUUUUUUUGUUCCCGACAGUACGUCAUCAUGGGGCGACGCACAGGAUUACUGCGGAAACUUUGGAGCAGUAAUUUGGGAACCAGACAACCAGGCAUCCAGUUCAGUACAGACGUUGUUGGAAAAGGACACAAGCUAUUGGACUGGAGUAAGCACAGACUAUAGUUGUAAGGCAAUAACAUGGACAACAGGAUAUUAUUCACAAUGGAAGUUGGUGGAUAAAUCGUGCACUGCAAAUUUCAGAUUCGUCUGUGAAAAAAGAAAUGUAUGUGGAAAACAGACCAACAGUAUACACCAGAGUGUUUACAAUGGAUAUUAACUUUCGGAAAACAUACUGUUUAGACUUUUAUAUUGAGACAAUAUAUUUUACUCCAGCUUUUCGUGAUACAUACUGCAGUUCACACAUACAUUUGUAAUUAUAUUUGAAAUACAUGUAUAUGUGUAGAUUUGAUAUA